This is a messenger RNA of Folsomia candida, 878 nucleotides long. RefSeq lists its product as uncharacterized. Lineage: Eukaryota; Metazoa; Arthropoda; Collembola; Entomobryomorpha; Isotomidae. The transcript is spliced from 3 exons. The record is from RefSeq and is a predicted model, not a curated record. The coding region runs from base 22 to 621 and encodes 199 amino acids.
CAUUCACACUUUAUCUGAGACAUGAUGAAGUUCCAGCUCGCUUUUUCCUUGGGGAUCGUAUUUGCCCUUCAGUUACAACUGUCCGAAUGCAUCACUGGAAACUCAACUUGGGACCCACAAAGCCAUGACAAAAAAAAUACACGACCACUCAAAAAUAAGAACCAAAAACCCCGACCAUCCCAAACUGACAAGAACUUGGAAAACUCGCCCCUUAUCGACAUACUUAAUGCCGCCUCUAAUGGGACAUUACUCCGGAACUUGCCGGACUACGCGAUGCCACUCUUAAUCCAAAUAAUUCGUCCCAUGGCAGCUCAGAUACGAGAAUCCGCCACGAAAUCCAACCAGACAUCUUCAUCGCCAUUAAUGGACUUGAUAACAUCAAUUCGGAAUUCUACCAUCAUGGCGGCCCCAAAACGGAGGGCCCAGUUGCAAGAACAGAUACAAAGAUGGAGGAACACUUUCAAUUUUGGAGGGGGGAUUACUUCCCCAAAUUCGGAUGGAAAUGAAUCUGGGAAAAUUACGUCUCCACCGACAACCUCGGUAUUUGGUGGAUUUUCCUCUGGUCUGGCAAACCUUGUCAGGUGCAACCCUAUCGACAGGUUUAAUGGGGCUUGUGUCUAGGUGGACUAAAUGCAUACUUACAAUGCACUCCUGUUGGCGGCUACACUCGGAUUUCGAUGGGACCAAUUUUAAUUUGUUGAGGGACCAAAAUAAGCGGACCCGUAUUUUAACAUUUUCUUGAAUGCGCGAUUUUAAAUGCUUGGCGGAAUUUUCAAAAUAAUUUUCAGCCAAAAUCUAAGGUUUUCAAAAUGCUGUAAUUUUUCGAAUUUUGGUGCGAUUUCAAAAAAUCAAAAAUAUCUAUGUAUGCUUAGAAUCAG